CCGGCUGGGCAAGAUGCGGGCGUCGCUGGCGCCAGGUGUCUGGUUCCUCCGCGCCUUUUCCAGAGACAGCUGGUUCCGAGGGUUCAUCCUGCUGCUUACCUUCCUCAUUUAUACCUGUUACCACAUGUCCAGGAAGCCCAUCAGCAUUGUCAAGAGUCGUCUGCACCAGAAUUGUUCUGACCUGAUCAAGCCCAUCAAUGACACCUAUACCUUCAAUGACACCACAUGGUGCAACUGGGCCCCAUUUGAUAAGGACAACUACAAGGAGUUAUUGGGGGCUGUGGACAAUGCCUUUCUUGUGGCCUACGCCAUCGGCAUGUUUAUCAGUGGGAUUUUCGGGGAGCGACUCCCCAUUCGUUAUUACCUGUCUGCCGGAAUGCUGCUCAGUGGCCUUUUCACCUCCCUCUUUGGCAUGGGAUAUUUCUGGAACAUCCACGCGCUCUGGUAUUUUGUGCUCAUACAGAUCUUUAAUGGACUUGUCCAGACAACAGGCUGGCCCUCCGUGGUAACCUGCGUGGGAAACUGGUUUGGGAAGGGCAGGCGAGGAUUCAUCAUGGGCAUCUGGAAUUCCCACACAUCCAUGGGCAACAUUCUGGGUUCCCUGAUUGCGGGCAUCUGGGUGAAUGAACAGUGGGGCUUGUCCUUUGCUGUCCCAGGUGUCAUCACUGCUGCCAUGGGUAUCGUCACGUUCCUCUUUCUCAUUGAAUACCCAGAAGAUGUGGACUGCAUCCCUCCUCAACACCAUCAUGGUGCAGGUGAGGACCAGGUCAACCCUGAGGACCCUGUGAACGAUCCCUACUCAGACAAGGACAGCAGCCUGGAGACUGCUGCCACGAGCUCCAAGGGACCAAGCGCCCAGCCUGCUGCCAUCAGCUUCCUUGGGGCCCUGAGGAUCCCGGGUGUGAUAGAGUUCUCUUUGUGUUUGCUGUUCGCCAAGCUGGUCAGUUACACAUUCCUCUACUGGCUCCCCCUCUACAUCGUCAAUGUGGCUCAUUUUAAUGCCAAGCAGGCCGGGGACCUCUCCACACUCUUCGAUGUUGGUGGUAUCAUAGGUGGCAUCGUGGCUGGACUCAUCUCUGACUACACCAACGGCAGAGCAACCACGUGCUGCAGCAUGCUCAUCUUGGCUGCCCCCAUGAUGUUCCUGUAUAACCACAUUGGCCAGAAGGGGAUAACCAGCUCUGUAGUCAUGCUGAUUGUCUGUGGGGCCCUGGUCAAUGGCCCCUAUGCACUCAUCACUACUGCUGUCUCUGCCGACCUGGGCACUCACCAGAGUCUGAAGGGCAAUGCCAAGGCACUCUCCACCGUCUCAGCCAUCAUCGACGGCACUGGCUCUAUAGGUGCAGCCCUAGGGCCUCUGCUUGCUGGGCUUAUCUCCCCCACGGGCUGGAACAAUGUCUUCUACAUGCUCAUCUCUGCUGAUGUCCUGGCUUGUCUGUUACUCUGCCGUUUAGUGUACAAGGAGAUCCUGGCAUGGAAGGCAUCCCUGAGCGGUGGCAGAGGGUAUAAAGAAAUCUGAAGACCUUGCUGAAGAGACGCAUGAGGACUCCCUGGGGCCCCCGAAAGGGCUUCUUAUGGGGGAAAAGUGGAUACUUCCACAGAUGGGUGAGGCAAAGCCUCUUGAUUCAAUACCAGCUAGGCUGGCCCAGCUCCACCCAGUGGGUGGCUAAGAGUUUAGAAGACUCUCUGUAAGAAGGGGACUGCUAAGCAUGAAGAAAUGGAAGAUUAAAGACCUUGCUCCCUGGGCGCUGCAAGCAAAAGGCCUGGGGCUCAGAGCUAAAUGCCGUGCCCAUCUUGCUCAGACUCUUUCCUGUACAGCUUCCAAGACAGAAGGCAGAGGCUCUAUGUGGCCAAGGACUGAAAGCAGUGGAGCUCUUCUUCCAAGUUAAAUUUAAAUAGCAUGCCAUCAAUCGGCCACGUUAGUGACAGGUGGGUAUCUUGUCCUGCUUCAGGCACUUGGCCGCCUUUCCCUGCUUUCCUCUCUACCAGGCUUCCCCAGAUGGAUGUUCUUUAGCCCGUCACCGGGCCCUCUUUAUGACUCCUUUAUCUACUGUGAUUGAAGUAUUAUUGGUUGUAUCCUUCAGGGUCAGAAACAGGGGGAAGCAAGGCAGCAGCCUAGCGAAUAAAAUGGAAAGAGGCUCUCACGCUCAGGCAUGUGCACAUGCUCACCCCACACUUUCCUGACCAUGGCAAGGAGGACCUCCACUGCCUCACCCUGAGCUCAGCCUUCUGGAGUCAGUGCUGUGCAGAGAGGAUGCUGAUGAGGAAAUUCAAGUGAUUCUUGAGUGACCACCAUGUGCCAGCUUUGCUCUAGAAGUAGAAAACAGGUAUAGAGAUAGGCCGUUCCCUGAGCCAGGGUGACAAAACUGGCAAAUCAAGAAAGAAAGGUUACAUGUGCCCUUGUUUUGAGCUGUCUGUAGUCCCUGUUUCCUAGCUCACGGUCCUGAUGCACUUACUCUGAAAAUAUUUAUUCUGUAAACUCCAAGACCUGGAUUGAUACCUGCCAAGUUGGCUCUUGGUGUUACGCCUGACCCUUCAAGUUGUGUCCCAGCACAAUACAGAUGUCCAUUCUCCA
Molecule: messenger RNA, 2575 nt
Organism: Echinops telfairi (small Madagascar hedgehog)
Lineage: Eukaryota; Metazoa; Chordata; Mammalia; Afrosoricida; Tenrecidae
Gene: SLC37A2
Product: solute carrier family 37 member 2
Exons: 18
Coding region: 14-1519 (501 amino acids)
Biological process (GO): glucose-6-phosphate transport; phosphate ion transmembrane transport
Cellular component (GO): endoplasmic reticulum membrane
Molecular function (GO): glucose 6-phosphate:phosphate antiporter activity
Source: RefSeq, a predicted model, not a curated record